GGCUCUUUGGGGCCUUGGCCCCGGCGGCCGACCAUGGUGCUGCCGCCCCCGGACCGGCGCCACGUGUGCCUGACCACUCUGGUGAUUGUAGGCAGCAUGGCCGUCAUGGACGCAUACCUGGUGGAGCAGAAUCAAGGCCCGCGCAAGGUCGGCGUGUGCAUCAUUGUGCUGGUGGGAGACGUAUGCUUCCUCUUGGUGCUACGCUACGUGGCUGUGUGGGUGGGUGCCGAGGUGCGCACCGCCAAGCGCGGCUACGCCAUGAUCCUCUGGUUUCUCUAUGUCUUUGUGCUGGAGAUCAAGCUUUACUUCAUCUUCCAAAACUACAAGGCGGCGCGGCGCGGCGCAGGUGACCCACUGGCCCGUAAGGCGCUCACGCUGCUUCUGUCUGUGUGCGUGCCUGGCCUCUUCUUGCUGCUGGUGGCGCUCGACCGCAUGGAGUACGUGCGCACUUUCCGCAAACGUGAGGACCUGCGCGGGCGCCUCUUCUGGGUUGCGCUGGACCUGCUGGACCUGCUGGACAUGCAGGCCACGCUGUGGGAGCCACCACGCACCGGGCUGCCACUGUGGGCCGAGGGCCUUACUUUCUUCUACUGCUACAUGCUGCUGCUCGUGCUGCCAUGUGUGGCGCUCAGUGAGGUCAGCAUGCAGGGUGAGCACAUCGCUCCGCAGAAGAUGAUGCUCUACCCAGUACUGAGCCUCGCUACAGUCAAUGUGGUGGCGGUGCUGGCGCGCGCUGCCAACAUGGUCCUGUUCCGCGACAGCCGAGUCUCAGCCAUCUUUGUGGGGAAGAAUGUAGUGGCUCUGGCCACCAAGGCUUGCACCUUCCUGGAGUACCGGCGCCAGGUGCGCGACUUUCCGCCACCCGCGCUUGCGCUGGAGCUGCAGCCACCGCCCCAGCAGCGCCAUGCGCCGCCGCCGCCCCAACUGCAAGGGGCGGCUGGUUGCCCCCGUGGGCCCUCGCCCACACGCGACACACUGGAUACGUGACGGGGCUUGCGACGGGAUGGGAUGUGACAGUACGGGGUGGGGGCCGCUGCCGCUUCUUCAUCUCAGGAAUCCCUCAGCCGUGGACUCUUGGCUGCCCAUCGUGGAAUGGAGUGCUGUGGAGUGCCCGGGAAGGAAGGGCUCGGUGGGCUCUGGCCCUGUGUGUGCUCGGGCAGAGAUGGGGCCAUGGGGCCUCUGUCAUUUUAAAGACUCGUGUUUACAGUUUCGUAUGGAAGUCUCAAUGCACUGUUUCCUGGUCCCUCUAACAUCUAUUUGGCAGGGACAAGUAGUGCUUAGGGUGGGAAGCCAUGGAGGCCUCAUUGGUCCCAGGAGCUUCUGGGUGGGGUACCGCUGCAUUCCUGUCCCCUCCAGGCUGGCUGCCACUGGCACAGAUUCAUAACCCCGACUCUAUUGGACCGCCUAUUCCUCACCCCCUAAGAGUCCAGCCCCUGCCCCCAGAGGUGACUCUGGAGCCCCUCCCACAGAAGCUCCCACCCCUCUCCCGAGCCUGUGGGCUCUUCUUAACAAGGACUGUCAACCUCAAAGUGUCCAAUGCCCUUUGUUUCCUAGGCAAAGUUGGCCUGCCUCACCCCAUUGUAGUCCUGUCUCAGACACCUGGCCCCAUAGCUCCUGGCCCAGGUAUACAGCCUUAAGUCCUCUGUUCCUGAUCUCCACCUGGACUCCUCUCCAUGUGGGGGUGACCUCUGGGGUCUGCAGGCCCAGCAGGGUCUCUGUGGGGUGGAGAGAAUGUUUUGGGAAGUUGCCUCCAAAGCCUUACUGUGAUGGAUGAUGGCCACUCAUAUUCCUUAAGGCAGCUGGGCAUGCAGCGUGUGGAACCUCCUGUCAGGCAUUGCCCCUGUGUGGCCUUUGCUUCCCUGGGGUGCUGGCUAUGUAUUGCAGGAGAUGGCCUCCCAGCAUGUCCCCCACUGCAACAGCUCCAGUGGCUGCAACAGCCCUGGGGAGGCAGGUGGGGGUUCCACCCCAUUUGGGAGUAUUGGAUGCAACCCAGCAGCCUUGUUUCUUGAGAGUCACUUGCCUUCCAGGCAGCUGGUCUUGGGACCUUAUGGAGAGGCUUCUCCAUGGGUAUAACCCAUUUUGGUUGGCUGUGGCCAGCUCCUCCUGGCCUUCAGACCUUUAACUGAGCCAUACUACUGGCCACAUCCCUGGAAGUGUAGGGUGAGCAUCCAAGGGCCUGGGCUUUGGACUGGGCACCCAUGGAGAGGCACUGCAGCCAGCAAGGUGGGUGUGGGGGGCAGUGGGGAUUUGUGGGAGGGAUGGGGCCCUGCAGAGGCCAAAGAGGUGGUGAGCACUGGGUUGGGGAGUCCCUGGUCUGUGUCUAUGGUAAGGGUAAUUAGUGAGGCCUGAGGUGCCGGUUCUGUGUGUUCCAGGCUAGAUCCUGUGUCCAGGCUGGAACAAUUGAUGCUCCUGUCCUCUAGAGCUCAUCAGGGCAGUUUGGAGCAGACAGGAGAAGCCCUGGGACCAUAAUAGGUCUGAGAAGUUUUGGCUCCCCAGGUCCAUUUGAUUUUCCUUCUCUUCGUAGUGGUGGUUGGGAUGGAACCCAGGGCCUGGGCAUGCCAGGCAGGCUGUCCACACUGAACCAUGCCCCAGCCUUCACCUAAGCCUUCACCCUGUCACUCAUGGGUCUGGGAGUGGUGUGGACAGUGUAGCUGUGGGUUGCUCUGACUGCCAGGCCACUGUUCCAUGUCAGAGGUGGAACUUCCCAUCCCCAAGGCCUAGGAGAGUGUAGGGUUGAGAGAUUCCUGACGUGUACUGCCCACAGCCUUACCGCCACCUGUGCGGGGCCUGGGCCCGCAACGCCCUCUACACCAGCAGUGCCUCCAUAACCCCUCAUUUCCCUGUGGUGACCCUCAUCUCUUCUGUGUCUCCUGCUCCCCAUCCUGACCUGGCUUAGUUCCUAUCUGUUCUCACCUGAAUAGAUGCAGCAUCUUUUUCCAGGACUCAAGUGGGGCUGUAAAGAGGGGCUUUUGUGUGUUCUCAAGGUUCUUUCCCUAGGGAGGGAGAUCUCCUUUUGGGGCAGGGUGGGACCUGCUGCAUCCCGGCUCUGUUAGCUCACAUCUUUUCAACUUGCAUGUUCUUUGGCCCAUGAUGCUGCCUGGAGGUGUGAGCUCGGUGGAAGGCUAAAGAUCAAGGGUGGGGCUUGGUCCCCCAAAGGUAGAAUGGGGUAUAGUGGUGGUGGUCUGAGUUGCCUAGGGUUGGAGGUCACUGUGUGGGGAGCAGUGGUGAAGGGCAGCUGAGGUUAGUGAACCCAGGUGGACAUCUCAAAGGAGAGGUUCUGGUGAAGAGGGCAUCAGGAACUGGUGGAGGGGCAGGGGGCAGGUGGUGAGCACUUGGGCAUCCACUAUAUGUGGGCAAGGUCAGUGUCGAAGAGGCAGGAGGGGUUCUAGGAGGGGUCAUUGUUGGGGUCUCUAUGGGAUUUCCUACCCAGCUCAGGAGAGAGCAUUGGGAUUGGAAGAGAAAUCACAGGCACGAGGUCAGAAGCAUCUAGAUCCAGGGUCAGACUGGGAGGAGGAACCCACAUGGGCUGUGGGCAUCAGGUGGGGUGACUCAGGGAGCUGAGAGGGACACUGCAUUGAGUGCAUUGGGAGUGCCGGUGUGUCAGCCUGCAGGCCAUUGUGAGGGCACAGAGUCCUUGUGAAGAGUGGCUGGAGGUGCCUGCGGAAUGUGGGGCAGAUGGAGGCAGGCUUUGGGGUGUAGAGGCCCCGUCCUGAGGGAGGGAUUCCUAUGUGCUGUGCCCUUCCUAAGGGCCUGGGCUUCCACCCUUUCUGCCUCCUCCUAGAAAACAUGCUGCCACCACCACAUGGAUGAAUCAGCCAGGAAGGAACCUUUGCCUGGAAGGCAGGCUCUAUGGCUCACCAGCCUAACCGGUCAUGGGAGAGGGACACUGUCUUCACCAUAGCUAGGGGAGUUCUGCUUUUGAGAUUGCAAUGUUGCCAGAGCCCAGAUGUGCUUGCUAUCCUAAGCCUACCCUCCACGCCAUGGUGUGGGGCUGGUUCAAGAAAGUUCUGGUCCAAAUUUCCUGUAGGAGCUGGGUUGCCCCCUCCCAGGUGUGUAGAGUAGCUUGCAGCCACAGGGAAAGUGGCCUCACAACCUGGUUGUGCUGCAGGGGAGCGUCUUUUACAGUGCAGAGAUGAGGGACUGUGGACAAGGCUGGGUAGUGCUUUGAACUUCCUGGGUACCCUGUGCUACCUGGGCUUUUCUGUUGGAGUCACCUGGGAAGAGCUCUGAUCAACAGGACCACCAGAGCUGGAGACAGGGUUGCCUCUGGGUAGAUUUAGAAAGAUGUUUCUUUGGGAACUUAAAUAUGUGCUGCCAUUAUGUAGAAAACCUCAGCAGUGGAUUUUUUUCUGUUUUUUGAGACAGGGUCUCACUAUGUACUUCAGGGUGGCCUUGAACUUUCU
This is a messenger RNA of Fukomys damarensis (Damara mole-rat), 4403 nucleotides long. It is a transcript of the gene Tmem121, whose product is annotated as transmembrane protein 121. The transcript has a single exon. The record is from RefSeq and is a predicted model, not a curated record. The coding region runs from base 34 to 987 and encodes 317 amino acids. NCBI's taxonomy places the organism in Eukaryota, Metazoa, Chordata, Mammalia, Rodentia, Bathyergidae.